Lichtheimia ornata is the source of this 1470-nucleotide messenger RNA. RefSeq lists its product as uncharacterized. The transcript has 8 exons. Gene Ontology annotation, molecular function: transmembrane transporter activity. The record is from RefSeq and is a predicted model, not a curated record. The coding region runs from base 1 to 1470 and encodes 489 amino acids. NCBI's taxonomy places the organism in Eukaryota, Fungi, Mucoromycota, Mucoromycetes, Mucorales, Lichtheimiaceae. Gene Ontology annotation, biological process: transmembrane transport. Gene Ontology annotation, cellular component: membrane.
AUGAUCGAAAAGCGCUCCAACCAAUCCCUAUACGGCCGACACGACAUGUACGAUGGCGACUCAGGCUAUGACCGAUCUUCCUUUUAUAGCGAAGAUGAGCCAAUGUCUAGCGAAGAGAAAGCGCUUGUCCGAAAAAUCGAUUUCUUCAUCUUGCCUUUUAUUUGCAUCAUCAACUUGUUGCAGUUUAUCGAUAAAUCCACCAUCAACUAUGCCGCCGUAAUGGGCUUCAAAGAGGACACGGGGCUUGUUGGCAAUCAAUACAGCUUACUUGGUUCCAUCUUUUAUCUUGGCUAUCUUGUAUAUCAGUUUCCCAACAAUUACUUUUUGCAACGCUUUCCCAUCGGUAGAUACAUUGGCGUCAUUGUCUUUUUGUGGGGUGCCGUUCUUGCAUGCACUGCCACUGGCGAAAAUUUCUCACAGCUUGCUGCUUUACGUUUCCUUCUUGGCUUUUUUGAAGCUGGCAUCUACCCAUGUCUCACUUUGCUUGUGAGUACCUUUUAUCGACGUGCCGAACAAGCUGCACGAUUAGGCUUAUUUUGGAUCUGUAACGGUGCUGCCCUUAUUGUUGGCUCCGCUAUAUCCUAUGGUAUCCAAAGCAUGAAAGAUACGAGAGGUUUAGAAAACUGGCAAUGGAUUAUGAUCAUUCUCGGUGUGAUUACAUCUUUUAUCGGCAUAGUGACAUUCUUCCUCCUUAUCGAUAACCCAAAGUCACCAGCAUUGCAACUGAAUGCCGAGCAAGAGAUCCUUGUCGAAGAACGUACACGUGAUAAUGCUGUGGUGCGUACGACUACGAUUAAACGCGAUCAAAUCAUUGAAGCUCUCAAAGAGACUCGUUUUUGGUGCUUUUGUAUUGGCUGCUUGUUGAUCAAUUUGCAAAAUGGUGCGAUGACCAUCUACAAUGCACAGAUCACUGAGAGUUUUGGUUUCACGGGUGCCGAAUCGAUCUUGCUAACAAUGGGUGCUGGUGGCUCGACCAUUCUUUUCAUCGUCCUUGGUGUCUAUUCAGUGCAUAAAACCAACCAGACUUUGUUAACAGCCGUGGCCUUAAUGGCGAUCGAUGUAAUCGGUCUUAUCCUCUUGCUUGUAAUCCCGCCACCUCGUGUCAAGUUGCUUGGUUUUUAUUUGGCAUGGUCCUAUUGUGCUGCAUAUGUCCUACUCGUCACUUCAAUUAGCAACAACGUCAGUGGGUAUACAAAGAAGAUCUUCUAUAACGGCAUGUUGAUGGUGUUUUACACGCUUGGUAACUUUUGCGGCCCACUCAUGAUGGUGCAAAAUCAAUCUCCACCUUAUCUUGGUGGUAUGAUCGGCUACAUCUGUGCGAUUACAAUUGCUGCGGGCUUGUUGGUAAUUGCACGCUGGCGUAUGGCAGUGGUCAAUAACAAGCGAUUGGCUGUAACACCAUCCGUCAUGACCAAUGUCGAAGACGAUCUCAGUGACGUGCAAGAUCCCAACUUCUUGUACAGGUUAUGA